AUGGCCCGGGAUGAAUCUGAGCAACAAUAUUUGGAGCCCCCGAUCAUCACGGCCAUCAAGAACGACGCGGGUUACGGGAAUGAAAUGAAUCGGCAUGCGAUGGAAAGGUCAUUCAGCCAGGACAUUCAAGAAGGCACUCAAGAGCUAAAAGAGGCGGCCGAACAGACUCGGAAUAUCAUUCUUGAUCUCAGCUUAGAUGGCCAUGUUCGCUGGGUCAGCCCCUCUUGGACCGAUGUUGUCGGCACUGAUCUCGAGCAUGUUCGAGGUCGCAAGAUUUCGGAUUUCAUCAGUGACAAUCCCCGUGUCUUCGAUUCCGCUAUCGAAGCACUGAAGUCCAAUGAUUCCAAGAGUCAGUUCGUGAAAUUCGCCGUCAAGGUUGGCCCCUCCUCCGACAUGGGGAGUAUGCUACCGACAACCGACGGCCAGGAACCGAGUGAGGACAAUGUUGAAACCGAUGCAAGUGGAAACGCAACCCUCGAACUGGAGGGCCAGGGAAUCAUGGUCUACGACAGGACGUCCGGAGGGGAAUCGCACACCAUGUGGAUGUUACAGCCAGCUCAAGAGCCCGUCCGCAUCGAAAUAGCUCUACCUCGAGCACUCGUCGAAACCCUUGGAGUUGGCGCAGAGAUUCUGGCAAAAUACCUCACUGAGCUUGCAGAGUUCGGGGCUAACGACCCCGAGAAUCACCCACCGCCCCUUCCUAUACUCUGUCGGGUGUGCGAAAGAUCCAUCGUCCCGUGGUGGUUUGAGAAGCACUCGGAUCUUUGUGUACAAGAACACAAGGCUGAAAUGGAUGUGCAGAUGGUUCAAGAAAAUCUCUCAGAACAUCGGCACGCAAUUGUCAAAGUGCUCGACGCUUUCGAGGUCCGUCAAGGGCGAGGCUCAGGCGGCGAAACAACCACCCCCGCCUCAGUUCCUGAGUACAAGGGUAUGCCGAUCGGCCCAUCGCCAACCUCUUCAACUGGCGUCUCUUCCGCUUCAGCAUCUCAUAGUGCCAGUCCGGUGAGAUCUCGAAGUCCGUCCACGGCUGGUCUCGGUCAUGCUCGGGCUCGUUCAUUCGUGGUCCGGCGCCCUUUGGUGCGCAUUGUGGAAUUGAUCCUAGACCUGUGCGACACGGCCAUUGAAAUCAAUGUACCCUCGAUCAAGGACAGCAAAAGCUCUGCGGAAGACGACUUCAAGUCGCAGUCCCCACAGUCAGAAUCCAGAAUCUCCCAAAUUAUCCAAUGGCAACCUCCAAGCAGCCUGGACAACGAGCCCGGCUUAGCUGCCUUGAGUGCGGAUACCGAAAAAUUGGCUCGUGCAAAGGUCGAUGCAGUCCACCGAUAUCAAAAUGUUUUGGAAUACUCUGAGCGGAUCCGACAAGAGUACAUGGCUGAAGUGGAUGCAUGUAUCAACGAAGCUUUGAUCAAGGCUGAAAGGGCUGCAGCAGGUGAGGCAUUGUCUUCCAGUGAAAGCGAGUCUGAAGAGGAGCCUGCUCUAGAAGGCAUUCUCGAAAGCCCGGGAGAAGAUAUGGAGUCGACGCCUCAGCCGCUCCCUAUUGACACUACCGAGCCUGAAGCGAGUCGAAGCACAUCUUACGUCGGAUUGAGGUCAAUGGCUUCCGCCCUCAGAAAUCCAAGAGACUUGCCCCAUAUCACCAUGGGAGCCGACAAGAGACGAUCUUCAUCUCAGGCGGUUUCGACCGGCUCCAGCAGCCCAAUCGAAUGUCCCACCCCAAAGUCUCAUCGGAGCAAUCUCAUCUCUCAACCACAACCAAUCUCGAACAGGCGGUCGAUGUACAUUGAUGACGCCAACGACAGCGACAGCAGUCUUCCACCGCCCUCUCUGUUGUCCGGCAAUUGGCGGGCCGACUCUCCAGCCUCUGUAUCCGAUCAUGGUCGAACUGCUCAGUCACGAGACAGGAAGAGGCGGAGCAUGCAUCUUCAUGGCCUUAAUUCGGCCUCACCCCAUCGCCAGCAGUCUCCAGGAAGAUACCCGCCGCCGCCACCAUCACCGCUGCGAAUGACCAAGUCUAGAAUUCCCAGCGGAGAAAUAGCCCAAUCGCCUGUUGUGUCACCAUUGCUGACGGCCGGCGAAUUUGUGCCCCCAAGCAAUGGUCCGACUCUGCAUAGAAGGCAGUCAUCGAUGCAUUCGUCUGACCUGAAGACCCCUGCCUCACCUAUGUUGAACUCUAUUUCUCAUCCGCAACAACGGUCGCAGCCCCCUUCAAUCAAGGAUUUUGAGAUCAUCAAGCCGAUCAGCAGAGGUGCCUUUGGAAGUGUGUAUCUGGCCAAGAAGAAAAUCACUGGCGAAUACUUUGCUAUCAAAGUGCUUCGCAAAUCGGACAUGAUUGCCAAAAAUCAAGUCACAAAUGUCAAGGCUGAACGCGCCAUCAUGAUGUGGCAAGGGGAAAGCGAUUUUGUUGCCAAAUUGUACUGGACGUUCUCCAGCAAGGAUUAUCUCUACCUGGUCAUGGAGUACCUGAACGGAGGUGAUUGCGCUUCACUCGUGAAGAUUCUCGGAGGUUUGAGUGAAGACUGGGCUAAGAAGUACAUCGCUGAGGUCGUUCUCGGGGUCGAACAUCUGCACUCUCGAGGGAUUGUCCAUCGUGACUUGAAACCCGAUAAUCUUCUGAUCGACUCCAAAGGCCAUCUCAAGCUUACCGACUUCGGUCUGUCUCGCAUGGGCCUUGUUGGUCGACAAAAGCGUGCACUCAAGCAACCAGAUGAGGCCGUGCCCGAUCUUCUGAAGCAAGGUCCUUUCACUCAGAGCGGUUCAGGCUCGAAUCCGACCUCGAGAUCCACCUCCUUUGAUUACCAAGGCCCCCAUUCGCCAGCACCGACACCUCUCAUGACGCCCGCUUUCACCGGAGGUCUUGAUCAACCUUCUUACUUCAGCUUGAAUCGGGAAAGCUCUCUAAGCCGAGAAACUUCACUGAGAAACUCCGGCUAUCGGAGUGAUAGCGGCAGCGGCUCAAGCUUCGAUCUCCAUCAGCUCUUCAAAAAACUCGGCGUGCACGAAGACACGGAUUCCCCUCCUCAGAUCUUCCCUCGAAAGAUCGAAGAAGAAGCGUACAGUCAGGGCAGUGCAUCGCCUGAUCUCUUCCCACUGUCUCAGUCGAUGAGUAAUAUCUCUCAAGCCGCUCCCGCUCCUUUAACUUCUCAGAUCUUAGCUCCCCCACUGUUUGAGCCUGAAGAGAGUGAUCGUCGUUUCGUGGGUACGCCAGACUAUCUGGCUCCCGAAACUAUUAACGGCACCGUACAAGAUGAGAUGUGUGACUGGUGGUCUUUGGGGUGUAUCAUGUUCGAAUUCCUUUAUGGCUUUCCACCUUUUAAUGCAGAGACGCCGGAAAAGGUAUUUGACAACAUUCUGAACCGGAGAAUUGCCUGGCCCGAGGACGACGAAAUCGAAGUCAGUCCAGAAGCGAGAGAUCUCAUUGACAAGCUCAUCCAGCUCGAUCCGAGAGAAAGACUGGGUGCAAAUAAGGACGAGAAGUACCCAAGUGGUGGCGCCGAGAUUCAAGCGCAUCCCUGGUUUGCUGACAUCCAUUGGGAUACACUCUUAGAAGACGAAGCCCAGUUUAUUCCCAACCCCGAGCAUCCAGAAGACACCGAGUACUUUGAUUCGCGCGGGGCCACCUUGUCUUCCUUCCCUGAAGAACUAGAAGACCAAAUCUCGCCAGCUGGUACAACUCCCAACGGUUCAGAAUAUCCCAAUCGUCCGCACGAUGCACUCUUUCGAGUCAGAACGCAAGCUAGUUCUGCUAAGCGUGGCCUCAUGCCUCUCCACAUUCCUCCCCAUGUGGCACGCGAUUCCCGCAGUCGAAGACUCAGUGAGCCUGUCAUUGCCGACGACUUUGGCAAUUUUACUUUCAAGAACUUGCCCGUGCUGGAGAAGGCCAACAAGGACAUAGUUGAAAGAAUGAGGAAAGAAGCGAUGCAAGCGCAAGCUAGAGGCUAUGCUCAUUCGCAAGCUAUGUCUGCCACUAACAGUCCUGCACUGGGAUCUCCUGGGCCUUCCCUUGAAGGCAGUCCAAUGAUGCCGAUGCCGGUCAAGCGGGCGCUAUCUAUCAGCAAAGGUCACAGGCCUGGCUCUCCGUCGAGCCUAGGUACCUCCAACUCGUCUCCUAGCAGACCUUCUCAACCUUCUUCACCCCUAUUAGUGCAAUUCUCCGCAGCGCAGCAUCACGAUAGACGAAAGACCUCUGGCUCUUCCCAAGGAAGCAGCUCUCUUGCUCCGAGUAGCUUUUUCGAUAUCCCUCAUGAUGCUAUCAAGCAUGGACAAACGGCCACCUCGUCCCCUAUCAAAGCUGCUCGGAUGCCGUCAGUCUCGCCCGCCAAAGGUAUGCCUCCACCACGCGCUACUACAGUCAAUGGCCGCACCAGGUCGCAGACUGUCGGCUCACAGGAAAGUGAUGGACAAGCUCCUCAACGAGAAGCCUUCGUGCCCGGUCAUCACAAGCGCAAGAGCCAACUACUCGUCAGAGAUGUUUCACCAUCGUCUUCGGACAACGAGUCUGCGCAAGCAAAGGCACUGCUCAAGGUUCAACGUCGGCGGCAGAGCUCAAGGAGACUGUCACAGAUCAACUUUCUUGAGGGCCCUACGUAUCGACCUCUGGACGUCCUGAUCUGCGAGGAUCACCCAGUGUCCAGGAUGGUAAUGGAGAGGCUGUUUGAGAAAUUACGCUGUCGGACGAUCACAGCAACCAAUGGCCCUGAUGCUCUACGACUUGCUGUUAGUCAGAUUCAAUUUGAUGUUAUCUUCAUGGAAUUCAAGCUGCCUCUUAUCAGUGGGGUCGACGUGGCUCGCAUGAUUCGAGACACAAAGAGCGCCAACACCAGCACCCCAAUUGUCUGCAUCACGGGAUAUUUGAAAGAUCUUCCCGAAGUCCACCACUUCGAUACUCUGAUGCAGAAGCCGCCGACCACUCAAAAACUGACCGAGAUGUUGGCCAAAUACUGCGCUUGGAAGCCCGCGCCAAAAGACUUCCGGAUGGCAGUUCCGUUAACCAUCCCACAUCUCAACACACGAUUUGAACCUGUGCCCACGCAAGAUAGCCCCAGCUCUGUGGCUUCGAGCUUGGCACCGACUAUGCCCGACUCGUCAUAUCGAGGCUCAGGCCGGGAGGAUUCUAUUGGCAGUGGCGGGUUUUUUAGUGAUUUGGAAUCCUUCAAGAGCGAUGAUAUUCCGGUCAUUGUGUCUCGAGCCGCGACGGAUGAAUGGGCAAAGGCUGGAUUAGGGAUUUCCGACGAUAUCGUGAUAGGGCAGCGACCUUAUAUCCAGUCAGGAUACCCUCAUCUUGUUCAUACCGAGUCUGCACCCCCGAGCGCUUGCGUCGAUGACACUGGUGGAUAUGGUCUUCAAACUCCCCGGCGGCAAAAGUCAUCGGAAGCUGUCAGAACGAAGCGAGAACUGCUCGAGAAGAACAUGAACCAUGCGAGUGGAGCAGCCGAAGAAGGAGAUGAUGAAGACGAGGAACUGGGUGAUGUCCAAGUGCGGGCGCGGUCACCAAUCGGUAAACCCCCACGGCCAUCAUCGAAACUCGGAAUCGAAAUGAUGCGCACAAACAGUCGCGGAAGUGUCAUCUCUAUGGGUGAAGACAGGCCAGCGGAGGCAGACAGCCUUCGGAGGUCUUUGGAGAUUCUCGAAGAGCGCAUGGAGAAUCUCAAAAUCCCCGAGGAACCCAGUACGGCUUCGUUGACAGAGAUCCAGCCGCGGAAGAAGCUGGAGAGAAGCAUCUCUCAGCAUUCACAUCCUGAGCAGGAGAUUAUGCGUUCGCCCAGCAGCCAAAUCACCCCACCGGUCAUAUUCUCCCCCAAACCAGGAACCACCUUUGCCGAUAUCGAGAUGGAUAUCACUCCUGUGCCGACGAAGAUGGUCAACAUCGAAGAGGAGCCUACCCCGAAGCCCCAAGGCAGUCCCUCAGGAGCAGAAAUCACACAAUCUCAGCGCUAG
Messenger RNA from Fonsecaea multimorphosa CBS 102226, 5934 nucleotides. RefSeq lists its product as uncharacterized. The transcript has a single exon. The coding region runs from base 1 to 5934 and encodes 1977 amino acids. Gene Ontology annotation, cellular component: nucleus; cytoplasm. Lineage: Eukaryota; Fungi; Ascomycota; Eurotiomycetes; Chaetothyriales; Herpotrichiellaceae. The record is from RefSeq and is a predicted model, not a curated record. Gene Ontology annotation, molecular function: ATP binding; protein serine/threonine kinase activity. Gene Ontology annotation, biological process: peptidyl-serine phosphorylation; phosphorelay signal transduction system.